AUACAUAAUAUAGACGAGAAAGGAGCACGAAUUUGUAUACCUGCAGGAGAGGAGGUUAUCGUACCGAUUGGAAUCAAGGAGAUAUAUACGGGGAUACCAGAGAAUCGCAUAUCUCUUACGAUAAUUGAAUAUAUAUCUGCAAAUGGCAAGGCAAUUCCUCCGGUAGUAAUUAUACCUGGAGUCAUAAUUAUGGUUUCCUGGUUCCACGAAAAUAUAACCGGCCACGAGGUUAUUACAGUCUCUCCCACAGGAUAUACGAACGAGGGGAUCUGUAUGGUUUGGCUAGACCAUUUUAUUAAGCACAAUGAUUGCGGGCCUAAUAAGGAGUGGCAUAUUCUCUUAAUUAACGAAGUAACUUGCCACCAAGCGGACGAUUUUGUCUUGAAAGCUAUAUAUAAUAAGAUACGAAUCGUAUAAUUUCCUUUCCACCAAACGCACCUCCUUCAACCAUAUAAUAUUAGCGUCUUUAGGGAGUAGAAAUACUACUAACAGGUCAAUAUUAUAAAUGCGAUUCGCUCGUACGAGCCGGAAUACAAUAUUUAGUGCUUCUUUUGCGAUCUCC
Messenger RNA from Hyaloscypha bicolor E, 562 nucleotides. RefSeq lists its product as uncharacterized. NCBI's taxonomy places the organism in Eukaryota, Fungi, Ascomycota, Leotiomycetes, Helotiales, Hyaloscyphaceae. The annotation marks the transcript as partial. Gene Ontology annotation, molecular function: nucleic acid binding. The record is from RefSeq and is a predicted model, not a curated record. The transcript has a single exon.